AUGGGUCACUGCAGUCGAAAGCUAGGCGGGCUGGCGGCACACCCUACCAACCACGAGAUGUGCUCGGUUGGCGACGAUCAAAGCAUUCGCGUAUGGGACCUCAUCCACCAUCGCAAUCUUCGCAUGGUCAACUUGGACGCGCCCGCUCGAUCGUGCAUGUACUCUCCCGACGGAAAAAUCAUUGCGGUCGGGUUUGGUACCGAAUUCGAGUCAGAGAAGCCGCAACUGAAUGGCGCGUUUACCAUCCUGAACGAGGCCAACUUGGCCGUCAAGUAUCAAGGCAAGGACUCGAAAAAGUUUAUUUCCAACGUCAAAUUCAGUGCCGACGGCACAACGCUCGCCAUUUGCUCGGAAAACGUCGUGUAUAUGUACAACACGGACGACUGGGCGUCCAAGGGCAAAUGCCGCAGUAAAGACCCGAGCGUGACGUUUUCGCACUUUGACCUGAGCUCGACGGGCGAAUGGCUUCAAGUUGCCACAUCCAAAGGCGAAUUGGUCUACUACGACACGAACUCGAGCGUCGAGAACACACGCCUGGGCGCGCUCAAGGACGUGGCCUGGGCAACGUUGACGAGCAUUUACGGGUGGUCUGUCUUGGGUGCAUGGCCCGCCAAGAAGAACGCGUUUGAUGUCGUUGCAAUCAACCGGAAUCGGGCAGGAACGGUGCUCGUCACGGGCGAUCAGUACGGCCACGUUCGGUUGUACAAAUAUCCGUGCGUGCCCACCAACAACUUGUGCCAUCAGUACAACGGGCACAGCGGCCGCAUUUCGCACGUCGAAUUCACGAUGGACGAUCAAUUCGUCAUGACGUCGGGCGAAGACGACCGAUGUUUGUUUCAGUGGCGCGUCGAGAUGGAAGCGAAGGAGCCGUCGCCGCCCGAGUUUGAGUACCACGCAACGUCCGACGAUGAGUUUGAGGUACUUGCGCCUGUGGAGCGCAGUCCGUUUGAGGAAGCGUCCAACGUCGGCGAGUUUGCGAUCGAGUCGCUGGUGCGACAAGGCGAAACGGACACUGGAGCGGAGCCAGUCAAGCCAUGGGUUGGCAGCUGCAUUCCGCCGUCGAAUGCUGCCCCUGAGCCAGACACCACGAUGCCCCCCGAUCAACUCGACAUGGAGUGGGUCUACGGCUACCGCUCCCAUGACUGCCGCAACAACCUCAAGUACACCAAGCACGGUACGGGGAAAAUGGUGUACCCUAUCGCCAAGCUCGUGGUUGUGUUUGACGUGAAAGGAUGGUCCCAGAAGCAUUUCAAACAGCACCAGGACGAAGUGCUAUGCCUCGCCACGCAUCCCAAUGUGGACAUCGUCGCGUCUGGCGAAGGCGGCAAGUUUCCAGCGAUCCAUGUUUGGCAAUCCCAGGCCCUUCACGUCGUUUCGACCCUUCGAGGCAUACACAAGCGAGGCGUGGUUGAACUCGCAUUCAAUCCGGCGGGGAAUAUCCUUGCGUCUGCCGGAAGCGACGUCGACAAUGCGAUCGUGUUGUACGACUGGGAGCUUGGGGUCGUGCUCUCGAGCGUCAAGUCUGGUCCACACAAGUUACUUGGUCUGGUCUUUCACCCGGCGACAUCGACGUUUUUAGCGUUGAACAAGCAAACGGUGCUCUUUUAUGCCCCCCAAGGCCGCAACCUCGUGCGCAAGCAGGCGUUGAUGGGCAAACGAGGGUUCGCCCAGCCAUUCUUGUCCGUUGUCUUUGUCCACCACGACGCGAUCGUGGGGUCGACCAGCGGCGAGCUGUACAAAUUCAAGGGGAUUGAGCUCGUUACGAUCGUACCAGCGCACACGCGAAGUGUGGCAGCACUGGCGGUGCACGGCACGUCGGUCGUUAGCGGUGGACGAGAUGGUCUUGUCAAGCUGUGGACGUCCGAGUUGGAAUGCGUCUCUGAAUGGAACUCUGUCAAUCAAAUGCCGAUUCGGUCGCUGGCUUGGGCCGGUCCAUCUCUCUUAGUUGGCACGCGUGACUCGGCUAUCUUUGAGCUGAGCGCGACGGACGGGUCCGUGCAGGUCAGCGUUGAAAUGCACUCGAAGGGAGACGUCCAGGCGCUGGCCGUGCACCCCGUCAAGGACAAAGUCGUCACGUGCGGAGAUGAUGCGACGUUGAGGGUGUGGGAUUUGUACCGGCAUCGGUGUGUGCUGAAAAUGGCGCUGGACACGGCAUCUCGCGCCGUCGCGUACUCUUCCGAGGGAGCAUACGUUGCCGUGGGUCUGGGCGGUAACCCUCGCAAGAAUCGGCACAAGAAGGAUGGUACGCUCCUGAUCUUCGAGGAGAAAGUCGCGGAUGGCAGCGUAUUGCACGAAACCCGCGACACAAAGCAGCCCAUCUCUGUCGUUGCGUACUCUCCCGACGGGGUGUCGUUGGUCGUGGGCGCGCAAGACAACUCGAUUUACAUCUACGACGUCCCCAACGAAUACGCCAAGCGCGCCACCUUUACCAAGCACAAAAGCUUCAUCACACACGUCGACAUCACGAGCGACUCGCAGUACCUUCGCAGCAACUGCGGCGGGUUCGAGCUCCUCUUUGCCGACUUGACAACUGGUUCGCACGUCGCCAGCGCGACAGCUCUCAAGAACCAGACAUGGCAUACAUGCCACACCAUCUUCAACUGGUACAACCAAGGCGCGUGGCCCGCCGUAUCGACCAAGACGACGGUGACAGCCAGCACCGCCAGCGCAACGACGCUCGUCGUGGGGGACUCGCAAGGCGUGCUGAAGCUGUUUCGGUUUCCGUGUGUCCGCGAUGGCUUGCCGUCCAGAGCGUACUCUGGACACGUGGGGCCAGUACAGUGCGUGUCAUUCAGUCAAAAUCGGUCGUACUGCGUCAGCGCUGGGUUAGCCGACCACAGCCUCAUUCAAUGGAAGGUGUUUUCCGCCCUUCCGUUGGAAAAGGACAUUGCGAAUCCUGCCAAGCUGGUGGAAGCCGAUGCGGAUCUCGAAACCGAGGGCUGGUUCGUGCCGACGCCGCUCGCGGUCGCACCAUUUGCAGGUUCUUCCACUUGUGCGAAGCCAUACCUAAGCAGCUUGAUCCCGCCGUCCGUGCUGCCAGACGAACCGCAAACGUUUCCGUAUGCGUUCGAGUUGGAAUAUGCCUACGGCGCGAGGCUGCAAGACGUCCGAGCCAUGCUCGCGUACACCAAGUCCAAGCGGCUUAUCAGUGUGGCUGGCAAAGUUGGCGUCAGCUACAACCGUAGAAAACAUCACGGUCAAGUGUUUUACCUUGGUCAUGCUGCCCCUGUUGUGUCGAUGGCGAUCAGCCACGAUGGACUCCUGGUGGCGACGGGCGAGGAAAUCUUUACGGCGCCAAAGGCAGCCUACCCUUGUAUUCAUGUCUGGGACCCGACGGCUUGCACACCGAUUGCAAUCUUGGCGCGUUUUCAUACCAAAGCAGUCGUGUACUUGGCCUUCAACGAGCCAACGACUCGCCUCGUGAGCAUCGGGAAAGAUCCAUACCACUCGAUGUGCAUCUACUUUUCGCCGACGGGGUUGUGGCACGAUAGCCGCAUCUUGGCGACGACCCGGACGACGCAUCUUCCUGCGCGCUUUGCCAUGACGUUGUCGUCCAUGCAGAGUGUGUACGACGUGAUCAGUGGCGGCGCCGAUCACAUGAUUUUCUGGCGGGUCGACCCGCCACAUUGCCAUGCAACGUUUGGCACGUUUGGAGCCCACGGGCAGAUUCAAAUGCUGACGUGUGGAGGCGCUCUCGACAAGGCCAGCAUUGUCACGGGCACUCGAACGGGCCAUCUCUACUUGUGGGACGCAACCACAACGACGAUUGAAAAGAGCGUCCCAGCCCAUGCCGGCACGAUCAACUGCGUGGCGAUUUCAACAUUUGGCGUGGUGACGGGCAGUGCCGAUGGCCAUGUCAAAGUGUGGAGCCGGUCGCUGCUUCCGAUCUGGGACUUUGACAUGGUCCAAGCCAAGCCCGCGUGCUCCAACCCGAUCGUGCGCAGUGUCGCAUGGGACGCAUUUGAAUCGCGGUUUGUCGUCGGGACCAAAGGCACGUUCGGUGGCGACGUGUACGAACUGAGCCAAGAACGUGGGGACACCACCCUCCUUCUCGAAAGCCACUCGGAGCACGGACUGUUUGGCCUCGCGACACAUCCAUCGCAGGCGCAUGUAGUCGCCACGGGCGGCGACGACGGCGCCCUGCGUGUUUGGAACUCGCACACCCACGAACUGAUUGGCAAAGUUGUCAUGGACGCGCCGAUCAAAUGCGUGAGCUAUUCCGGCGACGGGAAGCUGGUUGCAGUCGGCCUAGGCAGUGCAUCGCAAACGACGCAGCUCAAAGAUGGCGCGUUUUGCAUUUUGGAUGCCACGACGCUGGAAAUCGUGCAUGAAGGGCGCGAUUCCAAGCAAAGUUUGGCCGACAUCAAGUUUAGCCCGGAUGGCACGUUGCUGGCCAUGGGUUCGCACGACCAUUGCAUCUACCUCCACUCGGUCAUGGACAACUAUGCGCUCAAGUCCAAGUGCACCAAGGCGACGGGGCACGUCACGCAUGUCGACUUUUCCAAGGACAGCCGGUACCUCCGAGCCAACAGCGACGCGUUCGAGGUCCUUUAUGUGAAUACGCUGGACGGCGCGUCGAUCACCAGCCCGAGCCUCUUGCGUGAUGUCGAGUGGGCGAGUUACUCGUGUGUGUUGAGCUGGUCGUGCCAGGGCAUGUGGAGCGACGCGUUUGUUCAUGCCGUCGCAGUCGCGCCAUCCAAGAACGUGCUUGUGUGCGGAAACGAUCGCGGCGACCUCCACUGCCACUCGUUUCCGUGCUUGUCCAAAAACAUGGCGUUCGAAACACUCGAGGGCCAUGGCGGACCCGUGCAUGGCGUCGCCAUCAGCUGCGACGACUCGACGCUGUUUACGAUCGGGGGCACCGAUCGGACGCUGCUCCAGUGGAAGAUCGUCGGCGCAACUUGA
This is a messenger RNA of Aphanomyces invadans, 4905 nucleotides long. RefSeq lists its product as hypothetical. The record is from RefSeq and is a predicted model, not a curated record. Lineage: Eukaryota; Oomycota; Saprolegniomycetes; Saprolegniales; Verrucalvaceae. The coding region runs from base 1 to 4905 and encodes 1634 amino acids. Gene Ontology annotation, molecular function: microtubule binding. The transcript is spliced from 29 exons.